Messenger RNA from Leucoraja erinaceus (little skate), 2490 nucleotides. Its product is annotated as serine/threonine-protein kinase 17B-like. Gene Ontology annotation, cellular component: nucleus. Gene Ontology annotation, biological process: intracellular signal transduction; positive regulation of apoptotic process; protein phosphorylation. Gene Ontology annotation, molecular function: protein serine/threonine kinase activity; ATP binding. The transcript has 7 exons. NCBI's taxonomy places the organism in Eukaryota, Metazoa, Chordata, Chondrichthyes, Rajiformes, Rajidae. The coding region runs from base 5 to 1144 and encodes 379 amino acids. The record is from RefSeq and is a predicted model, not a curated record.
CGGCAUGUGCGAGAACCGGUGCAAGAGGAUGGCGGACAGGGAGAAGCGGCACGUCCUGUUCGACCACAUCCAGACCGUCUUCGUCACCCAGUCCUUCCAAGACAACUACACUGUGACAUCGAAAGAGUUGGGCAGAGGCAAAUUUGCUGUAGUGAAAAAAUGUGUGGAAAAAGCGAGUGGGAAAGAAUACGCAGCUAAGUUUCUGAAGAAACGACGCCGUGGCCUAGAUUGUACAUCUGAUAUCAUUCAUGAAAUCGCAAUACUUGAAAUGGCCAAGUCAAAUCCACAUGUAAUAGAUCUGUAUGAAGUGUAUGAAACGAUUCAUGAAAUCAUCCUUGUAUUAGAAUAUGCUGCAGGAGGAGAAAUCUUUAAUCUUUGUGUAGCUGACCGCGAUGAAGCUCCCACAGAAAAGGAAGUGAUCAGGCUCCUUCAACAGACUCUUGAAGGAGUAGCUUUCCUACACCGAAACCACAUUGUGCACCUCGACUUAAAGCCUCAGAAUAUCUUACUAACUAACUCAUUACCAUUGGGUGACAUAAAGAUAGUUGAUUUUGGCUUGUCCAGGAGAGUUGGCAGUGUUGGCGAAUUAAGGGAAAUCACAGGAACACCAGAGUAUAUUGCCCCUGAAAUCUUGAACUAUGAACCAAUCUCCACUGAAACAGACAUGUGGAGCAUCGGAGUACUGGUCUACAUGAUGCUGACAGGAGAGUCGCCAUUUCAGGGAGAAGAUAAACAAGAAACUUUCCUUAAUAUCUCUCAAAUUAAUGUUGAUUAUUCAGAUGAGAUAUUUGAAGGUGUCUCUAAAACUGCAGUUGAAUUUAUUCAACAGCUUCUUGUCAAAAAACCUGAGGAUCGAUUAAAUGCUGAAGCAUGCCUUUUUCAUCCUUGGCUGCGAACAGAGGAGUUGAUGACUAACCCUGUAGCAGAGAUUACUCCAUGUGUUUCACAGAUGAGGAUGCAGUACAGUAGAUCUUCAGACGAGAAGAAUCCUGUUCUCUCACCCACGUUUGGGAUAGGCAGAAAUUUGAAAAAAGUAAAUAUUUCUGAAGAAUCGGCUGUUGUUCCCAAACGAUUCCGGUUUGAUGAAUCGUGCAAAAGUUGCCAUGAAAUUACAGAGAAUUGGUAUUCUGAAAGUGGUGUAUAGAUAGUUACACUUUAGAAAAAAAAACAUUUCCAUUUUUACAAUGGUCUUAACACUUUAUAAAAGUGAUCCUUGUGUAUGUAACAUGGGUGCAGAUGCCUCCAUUGUAAAUUCCAUCUGUGGAUCUUUGGGCACUGACUUAUUGGCACUUUCAAACUUUCGUAACUGCUGCCCUGUACGUUUUCAAAAUCUAUUUGCACUAAGCCGAUUUAUAGCUGAAACAUAGACAAUGCUCUUUUAAUAAAAUGAGCUAAAACUUGUGGCUAUACUUGGGAUAAUGAGGACCAAUGAAAGUAGUGCUUUGAAAGUUAAAUGUUAACUUGAUUCAUUGUGCUUUAAAUAAUUCAAACAGUACCUAGGUAUCAACAGUACCUGGAGUCUUUUCAUGUAUGGGAGAGAUGUGACCAAGGGCAGUGACUAGCAGUAACAAUCUUGAAUUACAAAUAUAGUUAUUCAAAAAUUUUCUGAUUCAAUAGCAGAAUAGAAGAGGUAAUUUUUGAAUACAUUAAUUUAGAAAUUGUUUUAAUAUAUCUUUAGAUGGUUGAUUUCAGUAUUUAUAUUGCAAUUUAGUGUUGCUGAUGAAAGAUUAAGCACUUCAUACCAGCAGAAUUUGGUGUAAAAUGCAAUGAAUCCUUGCAGGGAAAUUUGUUUUUGUGCUGCACAUUAUUGCUCAUAAUGUAAACUUGCAUAAAACAUCACAGAAAUAAAUUAUAAAGAAAGUUAUUUAACCAGUUCAACGACUAAGGUUUUUGGACUUGUCAGCUCAAAAUUUCAAAUCUGUUGUAAUGAAUAGGAGAAAUUAUCUGGGCUGACAUUAGCAGUUGACAAGCCCUGGCAUCCAUAUUGAUUUUUUGCAAAAAACUGAGUUGCAUGUGUAAAUUCCAUUCAUUAAAUGGAAGGAAUAGAUGUCCUUGUUGAAAAUAUUUUGAACUUUUUUACAUUUUAUUUACAUUUGAUUUUGACAUUAUUUUUAUCUUCAGUACUAUGAAAGUAUUUCAGUUUCUUGAAGUAAAGGACAUUUUGAAGUAAUCUAUCACAUGUGAUUAAAAUAAAAUUAUUUGAAAAUAUAACUUUUAUAUUCAUAAAUGGAGUUUUCAAUUAGUUUACGGAAAUUAGAGCUUUCUGUUUUUAAAUAUCCUAUUCAGCACUUAAUAUAACCAUCCAGGAAGCCAAAAUUGCAGCUUAAAGUGCAGAAUAGCUGGGUGAAGACUUUUUUUAUAAAAUGGAUGUUAUUAUAAGCCACAAUUUCUGUAACCGUAUGAAGAUUUAUUUUCUUAAUUCAAAAUGAAAAUUUUACAGUUCACACUUGUUUUGUAGCGUGGUAAUUAAAUCUGGUGUUUAAGUAUUGC